ACCGCCAAACUAAACUAGUUGGCUUAUUCUUGGAAAAAGAUGUGGAUUACCGCACCAUUGAAUCGGAAUUAGCAAGCCAAUAUGAUGAGGAAAAAUUACCUUCUACCGACUAUUUAAGUCAAGAAUUAACCUAUCAUCAUUUGCGAGCGGUAGUCAAAGGAAUAAUCACUAGUCUUAGUGCUUAUGCUUGCCAUGACCCAGCUUGA
Messenger RNA from Ambispora gerdemannii, 206 nucleotides. The record is from the annotation of a GenBank genome assembly. NCBI's taxonomy places the organism in Eukaryota, Fungi, Glomeromycota, Glomeromycetes, Archaeosporales, Ambisporaceae.